AUGAAUGCAGUUAUUUUCUUCGAUUUGCCGAGGAGAACACAUUCCAGUUUGCCAACAACUGCGAAACUGUCUUCAGAGAGUUUCGUAUCUCCUGCGUCCACUUGCGCCGAGAGCGCGAAGCUUUGGACUCACUUGAGGAGAAGGAUGUGGCCUGGAGGUUUCUGUGCAAGCUGUGUCGAGAAAGGCCCUUCUUGCACGAUCGAGUUCACGAGGUGCUCCAGAUCUUGA
This is a messenger RNA of Durusdinium trenchii, 228 nucleotides long. The record is from the annotation of a GenBank genome assembly. Lineage: Eukaryota; Dinophyceae; Suessiales; Symbiodiniaceae.